AAAGCAUUCUUAAACGUUCCUUUGUAGGUGUUUCUGCAUGAGAGAAGAGCCGCUACAGUGGAAGAGGCUUAACAGGCUUUAGGAUGUCUGAGGAUGAAGAAAAGGUGAAGUUACGCCGACUUGAACCAGCUAUCCAGAAAUUCACAAAGAUAGUGAUCCCGACAGACCUGGAGAGGUUAAGAAAACACCAGAUAAACAUUGAGAAGUAUCAACGGUGCAGAAUUUGGGACAAGUUGCAUGAAGAGCACAUCAAUGCAGGGCGCACUGUUCAGCAACUCCGUUCUAAUAUCCGAGAAAUGGAAAAGCUUUGCUUGAAAGUCCACAAGGAUGACCUGGUUCUUCUGAAGAGGAUGAUUGAUCCUGUGAAGGAAGCAGCAGCGGCGGCCACAGCAGAGUUUCUCCAGCUCCAUCUGGAGUCUGUUGAAGAGCUCAAGAAACAGUUUAAUGAGGAAGAAGCCUUAUCACAGUCUUCUCUCACCAGAUCCACAACCGUUGGUGGAGCACUCCACACUUCGGAGGCUGAAGCUACUUCUCAGAGUCUGACUCAGAUAUAUGCCUUGCCUGAAAUUCCUCGAGACCAAAAUGCUGCUGAGUCCUGGGAUAACUUAGAAGCGGACUUAAUUGAACUUAGCCAUCUGGUCACUGAUUUCUCCCUCAUGGUGAAUUCUCAGCAGGAGAAGAUUGACAGCAUUGCAGACCAUGUCAACAGUGCUGCUGUGAAUGUUGAAGAGGGAACCAGAAACUUGGGGAAGGCUGCAAAGUACAAGCUGGCAGCCCUGCCUGUGGCAGGUGCACUCAUCGGAGGAGUGGUGGGGGGUCCCAUCGGCCUCCUCGCAGGCUUCAAAGUGGCAGGAAUUGCAGCUGCACUUGGUGGUGGGGUAUUGGGCUUCACAGGUGGAAAAUUGAUACAAAGAAGGAAACAGAAAAUGAUGGAGAAGCUCACUUCCAGCUGUCCAGAUCUCCCUAGCCAAAGUGACAAAAAAUGCAGUUAAAGCCCAAACUUCCAGCUGGUGCCAAUGCAUCCAUCCUAAGGAGCACCUUGCUGCUGUUGAAUGCUCAGCUGUUGGAACACAGUGUUGGGGAGUGGCUCUUCAUGUCCAUGUGGUAUUGAACCACCAUAACCGGAUGUAUUUGUUUGCUGGCUGUUAAUGGAGAUGUUAGAGGAGCCUGGGCUUGAGGGCAUGUGAUGUCUAUCGGGUCAGUUUAAAGACUGCCAAAGAGAAAACGUUCUGCCUGGAAAUGUGAAAACUGAACCUCUAACUCUAAGGAUCUAAAAAGUGUGAAAUGUGUCGGGCUCACGAGGGUCAGUGUAUGUAUAGAUUAUUUCUCCUACAGGGAAGGAACGGAAUGUGAGUUCUGGAGUCUUUCUGUCAGGUAGGGAUGUUGCUGCUACCAAGGGGCCCCGGGUGAACUCCUUCUGUGCUUGGAUCCAUCUGUAUUUUCUGGUGAAGGAAACUAACACUAUAAAAUGGACAGAGACGCCCACUUUCUCUUGACAGUCUCUUCAUUGUGACAUGGGUGACAUCUUUUCUGAAAUCUUCCCCGCCUUUCCAGCUAAGGAGCACAGAAGCUUGUGUGCUGGAUCUGCUGACCCAGCCACAAACCCACUUGCAGCUGGUGAUUCUGAAGGUUCUCUGCUUCUGGGGUGAAUUCUACCCAUCUUGUGAGGAUUUUUCUCAUAAUCUGCCUUUUUAUAUCAUUUCCCAUCUCUAGUUACCCCUACUUGUAAUCUCUUAAAUUGAAAAACAAAAAUUUAAACAUUUCCAACAUUUUUGGGGCAAAGGGGAGCACAAGGUCACACCAUGGGGCACUUUAGAACUUCAAGGGGCUGACACACCUGCCUCAAGGGUCUGGCCCCUCAGUCUUGUUGCGGGGUUGAGAAGGAGCUUUCUACCUCACUUCUGUUACCGCUGCCCUCUUUCGGGCUAUCUCCUGUCCUUCAGUUUUCUCUGCCGCUCUCCCAGUGCUCACACCUAACUUCUCUCGUGUUCUAAACAGCCAAGAGUCAGACCCCGUGAAAGAUCUGUGGUGCUAACCCAACAGAUAACAUGGACAGCGGCCACGGGCCAGUCCAGCUCCAUGUCUGUCUCAAACAUAGAGUUUGAAAUUUAGAGAAAAGGAAUAAGACUGCAGGCACCCUCCCCCUGCAUCCUAACUCAUCCUGACAGGAAGGAGCCACUGGCCGCCUCAUUCUUUAAUCUCCCCUGAGGAGAAAGCACAGUCAGCCAGGAGCAUGGGUUCAAGGACCAAAGGGUUUAUCCUUUUAAGAGCUGUGUUGAGCCAGGCAGUGGUGGUGCACUCCUUUAAUUCCAGCACUGGGGAGGCAGGGGCAGGCAGAUCUCUGUGAGUUCAAGGCCAGCCUGGUCUACAGAGUGAAUUCCAGGACAGGCUUCAAAGCUACAGAGAAACCAUCUCAAAAAACAAAACAAAACAAAACAAAACAAAGCUGUGUUGUUGAUGUUUGACCUCUAUUGAUUGCUACUUUUCCUUCUGUGUUGCAAGAUCCUUCCCUUUGAUGCUUUUGAGUCUUCUUACUGAUGCAUUCAUUCCUAUGAAACGAAACACUACAUCAUACAUGUUAGGAGGUAUCAAGUAUUUGUUAUUGCUGACUAAAGACUUUACUAUUCCCCUCCCCCAAAAAGGAAGUACUUGAGUGAGUGUCAGAUUCUGAGGCACUGACACUGGGAACUAAGUAUUUGGAGUAAUGUUUUUAACUUCAUCCUUUGUUCUCUGUUUCUUGCUGCUCCUUUAAGGUGGGCAUGUCAAACCUGAGCAGGAGGCAGAACUCAUCCAGAUUUUAUUUAAAAGAAGAUGCUUUUUAAAUUUUGUUUUUCAAGAUGGUUUCUCCUCGGUAGCCCUGGCUGUCUUGGAACUCUGUAGAUCAGGUUGGCCUUGAACUCAGAGAUGCACCUGCUUAUGCCUUGGAGGGCUGGGAUUAAAGGCACACGCUGCCACCGCCUGACUAAAACAAGAUUCUGGAGCCUCCAUCAUGGGUAAUUCUGAUACAGCCAGUCCAGCCUGCUUAGCUGGAAUUAUAAGAAUAGUAAUGUUGUUUCAUUGUUUAAUCUCCCAUGCUCACCUCAUCUUCCUCAUGCCUUAGUACUCAUCCCGCCAGUCCCCAGAGGGCCACUCAGUCAGUGGGCCAUAACAGUCACAGCACAAAGGACCUAGAAGAACCAGGAUGAGGCUUGCAUUUGAAACCCACGUCUUCGGGAUUUUGCAUUUUUACUGAGCCAAUGUGGAAACUGUUGACAUGAUCAUGAACUGUCAGUACUGGGCUUUUGACUCUAGCCGUCUAAAUGCUUAAGGAAGUUCCAGUCUUCUUAAAUUUUUAUACUUUAAAGUUACUUAGAAAUUUCACUUCAUUUCCCUACAAUUGAACCUAAUAGCUAACUUUUUGUGGAAAUUGCUUAGAAGUGUUUAAUCAACUAUAAAUGAUAUAAAGUACUUAAAAGUAUAAAUUAGUCAAUAUGACACAGAAGUGAUCUUAAAAUUGGACUUAAUAUGCCCCAUAGUGUCAAGUUAAAUUUAUCUUCUCUAUGAUUUAUGUCUUAUUUUUAUUUCAACUAGUUAAAAAGGACCACUUUAAUUAAGCUCAUAAAAAUUGUUAAGACUCAUUUCAGUAAUGGCAGCACUUCUAAAGACUUUUUGAUGUUAUAAUCAGAGAAUUUCUCUGAAAUUUUGGUGUAACACACAGUAAAAAAAAUGUAUUAAAAUUGAGCAUAUAUACAUAAAAAUGUUUACCACUAUGUGCAAUACAUUUUGAUGUUUUGUUUUUCAACAUACUAAUUUCAAUCUACUAAACCAAUUGCUACCUGCAAUUUUCAGAAAACAUCCUUCCCUACAGAAGAACUGGUGUUUCCCAAGCAGUUAGCCAGGCACUUUACCAGGCAUUUAUGGAGAGGGUAACUGGGCCUCAGAGGAAUUGAGUAAUGUGUAGAGUCAUUCAAUUCCAAAGGAGGAAGCUGGGAUGGUACUGGGUGUGUGUUGAUGCUCAGUCUCUCUUGGUUAUGCUCUGCCACCUCUCCCGAAGCCUACAAGGCCAGCUGUGAACAACUGGUCAUUUGCUUCUUUGUCUUCUGGUGCCUCAUCAGGUGUCCACAGCCUGCUCUUAAUUGUGGCCAUGGCAGAACACACUGUUCUCAAGUAUAAAAUGAAGAGCACCACUAUUCUGCCCCACCCUCUACACAUUGGUUUAUAUCAUAGGUUAUGAUCAUUGUUUAACAUGUUUUAUAUAAUUAAAAAUAAACAUUAGUACUUUUUUUUAAGACAAAUCUCUCAUAGCUUUUAGAAUCAAUUAAUCAUCACCCUUUAAAUGAUGCUCCUGGGAAGCCAUGCACACACAGUAGGGUGCUGGGAACACUUAGGCUGUUUUUGAACAUCAUAUAAGAAAAGCCACAGGCCAUUUCCCAUACCUUUGUGACCUGCUCUUUUCCCAUCUCAAUUUUGUGUCUUCUGUUGGAGUAACUAUCCUACCUCACACACAGAAGCCAGGGACCUAACAUGCCUAAAAAGUGAGCAUGCUGAAGCUGCCUAGAACUGGCCAUACUUCUAGAACAGGGCCUGGGGUUACCCUGAAACUCCUGCAUGGCCACAAAUGUCCUUCUGUCUGUCUGCCUUUCGUGCUCUAUGUUUUCUGCAGCGUGAGAAUGGGAUGCUCAUAACACCCAAUGUUCACAAGGCGGCUUGAAAUAAAACUACAAAUAUCUAGCACACAAUAUUCCAGUAAAAGCCCAGAAGCCAAACCAUCCUUUGACUAGCUAGUGACAAAGGCAUUUCUCAAAAGAGCCCCAGAAGCCCUUCACUGAGAGUACACAGACUCUAGAUAGAGGAGGGAAAGCCUGAGGUAAGGUCCUCAGUGUACACACAAUGCUUUCUCACCACAGACUAGAAUGUGGCUGUGGUUCUCAGGUGGUUACAGAGAUCUGAUGACGUUCUCAAGUAGUUGGAGGUCUAACAAGGCCAGGGUGCUUCCUCUCUGACCCAGUCAUCAAACACAUUCAUCCUGUUUGUGUAUGGAGUUUUGUUGGUUUUGUUUUCUGAAAUAGGGUUUUACUGGUAGCCCAGGCUGGCUUUGAACUUGCAAUCCUCCCACUGCCAUCUCCCAAGUGUUGGGAUUAUAAGCAUCCAACUCUGUUUUAUAACUGUUACUAACACCUAUGUUUCCAGCAAAUGGUUCUAUUUGGGUUCAUCAGUUUGACACCCUUUCUCUCUCUCUCUCUCUCUCUCUCUCUCUCUCUCUCUCUCUCUCUCUCUCUCUCUCUCACACACACACACACACACACACACACACACACACGUACACACACACAACCCUUCUUGAGUGUUAUAAAUAAUAGUAAAAGUUUUGUAUCUACAUUGCUAUCUUCAAAGAAAUUAAUUUGUGACAAAAAUACAUCUGUGCAAUAUUAACCAAACAAAUAUAUUGAAAUAAAAACAUAAAAAGUGCCCAAGAUCACAAAGCUACUUUGUGUAAGAUCUAAGAGAAUGAUCUGGGGUGGGGGAUCCUCCAUGUGAUUUUAUUAAGUUUUUGUUAUGUCAUGUCAAGUUGCCUGCUAAAGAUUGGGUCUCAACACAACCUCAGUGAUCCAAAUCAGCCCAAGUAGAAAGAAAUGUUCCUAGAGGAAAUUAGAUACAAUGUCUUGACCUUCCAAACAGUGUCAGUCACCUCGCCACUUGUGCCUUUACAGCCAAAGCAGAAGGGUCCCCUUUAACAGCAAGGGGAGCUCCAUCAGCUCCUGUCCACUCCUUGCACAACUUGUUUGAGCAACAGUCAAUAGUUUGCUUUUUGCAUACAUUUCCCAACUGUUUGAGCUUUUCCUCUUAAUGCUAAUUACUAAAUUGUGUUACUUAGGUUUCAUUAGCUAAACCCCUUAAAGGAGUUUUCCACAGUAUUUUUGAACUAUAGGUGUUGGCAAGGUAAGGACCAGGAAAGGCUAAAUGGCAAGGAUUUCUGCAAAAUUAAGUUCUUCCUGAAUUGGUUUGUCAUUUAUUAUGUUGCUGAGUGGUGCGUGAAUAAGGAAAUAUGCAAUAAAAUUCACCCAUUUAACAAACAGUAAA
This is a messenger RNA of Peromyscus maniculatus bairdii (prairie deer mouse), 6060 nucleotides long. Lineage: Eukaryota; Metazoa; Chordata; Mammalia; Rodentia; Cricetidae. The record is from RefSeq and is a predicted model, not a curated record.